AUGUCCGCUGUGCGAAGCACUUAUACAAAAGGCGACUUUUAUAGCAGCGGCAGGAUAGUUCCUGGUGUUGACAAUGUCGUCUCCGAGAGAAAUGAGGCUAAGCACAAAUUCAUGAGAGCAAAGAUGGCUCCCGGUCUUCUUGAGUAUUCUUACAGGGAGAAUGAAGGUUUCGGCUUCGAGGCAGGCAUAGAUCGUCAACUCCUCAGAUUCAUCUCGCUCAUCGACCGAAAGUAUCUCUCAACUACAAGCCAAUCACGGCCUCUCGACCUUACCGAAAAGACACAGUUCUUUGCCCUAGAUGUGAUUGGCGAUGUAUCUUUUGGUGAACCAUUCGGCUACUUGAUCAAAGAUGAAGAUCUGUACCAAUACAAUAAGAUAAAUGCCAGUUCACUACCGGUCAUGAACGUGGUAUCCGUCUACCCCUGGCUAGGAAGGAUUGUUCAUCGGUGGCCGCUAAGUCUGUUGCUGCCACGGGAAGAGGACCAGGUUGGCUUCGGGCGACUCAUGGGCUUCGCGAGGCACUUGGUUCGCAAAAGACUGGCCGAGGGGGUCACGAUGAGGAAGGAUAUGAUGCAAAUGCAUAUCAGUAACGGAAUGAAUGAGGAAGAACUUAUCCAACAAGCCUUCAUCUCAAUCAUCGCUGGUUCUAACACAACAGCACAUGCUCUUCGAAUGAUCAUACUCUCCUUGAUCACAAACCCAAGCGCAUACCGCUCCCUCAUCGCCGAGAUUCGAGGGGUCACCUCUACAGUCGGCACUCCCAUCUCCUGGGCACAGACGCAAACACUACCAUAUCUUCAAGCCGUCAUUCGCGAAGGUUUGCGCAUGUGGCCGCCAGUAGCUGGUCUUGGUUUCAAGCAAGUCCCUCCAGAGGGCGAUACCAUCAACGGCUUCUUCGUCCCCGGCGGAACGCAAGUCGGUCAGGGGUUCUACGCUGUUGGUCGGUCACGGCUUGUCUGGGGCGAUGAUGCUGAUGUUUUUCGGCCUGAGCGAUGGCUACUCGCUGAUGAAGACAGGCUGAGGGAUAUGACAGCGGCAUUGGACACGCAUUUCGGACAUGGGAAAUAUUCGUGCUUAGGAAAGCCGAUUGCUCUCAUGGAGAUUCACAAGGCUGUUUUCGAGUUGUUUAAACGCUACGAUUUUGCUAUACUGAACGCUGAAAGACCUAUCAAGACACAAACGUCGGUCUUUCUCUUUGCUUCAGACUUUUGGGUCACGAUCACCCAGCGUAAUGACGAAGAGAAUUGA
Messenger RNA from Fusarium fujikuroi IMI 58289, 1248 nucleotides. Its product is annotated as related to pisatin demethylase (cytochrome P450). The transcript is spliced from 5 exons. Lineage: Eukaryota; Fungi; Ascomycota; Sordariomycetes; Hypocreales; Nectriaceae. Bases 1 to 1248 code for a protein of 415 amino acids. The record is from RefSeq and is a predicted model, not a curated record. Gene Ontology annotation, molecular function: iron ion binding; heme binding; oxidoreductase activity, acting on paired donors, with incorporation or reduction of molecular oxygen.